CCGUCACCUCCUUCUCGCCCGUCUCCUCAGGCUGACCCCGCCUCAGGCCCGUCUCCUCCUGUCCCACCCCGUCCCCCGUGUGACCAGCGCUCCCGGAGCCAUUACACAAGCGCCGCCUGGCCCCGCCCACUGCACCCUGUCUAUGUGCUCCUCCCGCGGCCGGGUCUAGUUCUCGCUUCGCUCGUUGCCUCUCUGAUCCGGUCACCGGCGCCAUGGUCCGCUAUGUGGAGAGUCUGGAGGAAUUUAAGACUGCCCUGAAAGAAGCUGGUGACAAACUUGUCGUUGUGGACUUCACAGCCACAUGGUGUGGGCCAUGUAAAAUGAUUGGACCUUUCUUUGAUUCCCUGAGUACAAAGUACCCCAACGUUGUGUUUCUUAAAGUGGAUGUGGAUGAUGCAGCGGAUAUUGCAGCACACUGUGAUAUUAAAUGUAUGCCAACUUUUCACUUCUAUAAAAAAGAAGAACGGGUAUGUAUCUGUCGUUUUACAUUUCAGAAUUGUUAAAGGGGUUGUCUGGGU
Messenger RNA from Bufo bufo (common toad), 518 nucleotides. RefSeq names its product thioredoxin (gene TXN). The transcript has 4 exons. Lineage: Eukaryota; Metazoa; Chordata; Amphibia; Anura; Bufonidae. Gene Ontology annotation, molecular function: protein-disulfide reductase activity. The record is from RefSeq and is a predicted model, not a curated record. Bases 213 to 503 code for a protein of 96 amino acids.